Molecule: messenger RNA, 964 nt
Organism: Rhagoletis zephyria (snowberry fruit fly)
Lineage: Eukaryota; Metazoa; Arthropoda; Insecta; Diptera; Tephritidae
Product: probable ATP-dependent DNA helicase HFM1
Source: RefSeq, a predicted model, not a curated record
AUGCUUUCGGAUCAACAGCGAGGAGAUGUCCUCGAAGCGACCAUUACGCGAAUCAAGGCUUUACGCUCUAAACACAGUUUUUUAUCACAGUUGUGCUUGUCGCCACUGAGAUUUAUCGCUAUUUCUGCCACUGUUCCUAACGUCAGUGACGUUGUUGCUUGGCUUGACAGCUCAAACGGAAUAGGCGUGACGAUUUCCCAAGAUUUGCGACCUGUCAAGCUUGAAAAGAUCGUUUUGGGUUAUGACCCUAACCCAUCAGCUCGAGCUUCGGAGUACCGUUUCGACAUUCAACUGUCCUAUAAAGUGGAGGCCAUCAUUCGUGCUCACUCGGACUCCAAACCUGUAAUUGUGUUCUCUUCAACUCGAAAAUCUGUUGAGUUUACAGCCAAAAUUUUGGCGGCUUCAAAUGAAACCUACUUUUUCAGCGACAGCCAUCGUGAUGAGUACUUCAACGAAGUUUCUAAGCUCAUUAAUGCUAAUUUUGAUAUUUCAAGUGGUUUCAUUUACGACAACGAAAAUUAUUUUAAAAACGUUGAUCUGAAGACGUGUUUGGCCUCUGGUGUUGGCUUCUACCACUCGGGCAUGGAUCUUGCCGAGCGUCGUUUGCUGGAAAAGUUGUUUGCCAAGUCGCUCAUUCCAGUUUUGGUUUCAACUUCGUCAUUGGCAAUGGGAGUCAAUUUGCCCGCUCAUAUGGUCAUUAUCAAGAAUACUGUGCAGUACUUGGCUGGAAAGACAAUUGAGUACGAUUCUGCUCAAGUUUUGCAAAUGAUUGGUCGUGCUGGACGCCCUCAGUUUGACGUCACUGCAAAAGCAGUCAUAAUGACGGAGACAAGCAAAAAGAACUUCUACGACACGCUUCUGAACUCUGAUAAAGCAAUUGAAAGUGUCUUGCCGUUAACCUUAAUUGAGCAACUAAUGAUAGAAAUUGUUCUCCGCACUGUGNCUGGAUCUGCUCUACAUUCAU